AUGCAAGUGAUGUCGGUCCUUGCGCGGUUUCAACCCUGCAGAUAUGUACAGCAAGCCAUUUUAAACGCAGCAGCCUUGCGCCUGGCUGAAGUGGGUUCCUUAUCAGAUGCAGUCCAACUAUUGGAAGGUUUACUGGAGGUUGAUGCAAGCAAUGCAGUGGCGAAGCAAUUGCGGGAAAAGUUGGCAUUUGGGCAUUUCAGGUCAGUGACGAGUAGCAGCUUAAAUGUUCAGUGGAAGUUUCCAUCGCGGACGCUGGGACACACAGGUCUUGACUAUGACAAGCAGUGCAGAUUGCUGGAACAUGUGUUGUGUACUGCCCAGAGGGGUGAUGCAUGGUCAGUGGUGGAUACGAUCGAGCGAUUCUCCGUGGAAGGAAAUGGUUGGCUGAAAAUUGCUGGUGGCGGUAAAGGAGUUGUCCUGGACGAUCUUGUGAAGAAAUUAGCACCACAACCAGCAGAACUGGUGCUAGAAUUUGGUUGUUUUGUUGGCUACUCCAGCACACGUAUGGCGUACUGGCUUCGACACAGUGGGGGCAGACUCCUGUCAGUGGAAGUGGACCCUAUACAUGUCUGUAUUGCGAGAAAUGUCCAUGAGUUCGCGGGAGUAGCAGAUGUGAUAACAGUUUGUACAGGAUAUAGCGAAGAUGUCAUCCCGCAUUUGAAGAUGACUCUGGGUGCUCACGGUGCCCCCAGAGCCGCAGAUGCCAUAUUUUUCGAUCAGCGAGGUACUCGCUUUCACACAGACUUGUGGAUGUUGGAAGGUGAAGGUCUACUGAAGGACGGCUGUGCUGUGCUUGCGGACAAUGUGCUGAAGCCCGGCGCACCCCAUUUCCUGUGGUAUUUGCAGCACAGCCCCAAGUAUGAUUUGACAGUCGUCUCUUUGAGGGAGUUUGCUGCAGAUCGAAUUGAAGAUUGGAUGGCCCUGGGGAUAUACGACGCCUCAGCUGCGGAUGUCAUCGUACCGGCACCAAAGUCUUUGGACCGCGUGGCCUUUCUAACGGACAAGGCUCGGGCCAGGAGCUGCAACGCCGAUGGUCCAUGUGAAGUCGAUGAGGAUGCAUGGGCUCGCCAUGCACAAGAGAUUCGACUGGCAUAUGAUGAGGUGAAGAUCCACCCACGAAUUGCCCACAUUUUGCAAUCUCCAGGUGCUCCAGAUAGCAAACCCUUUGUGGAUUGGCCGGAGUCUUUGGGGAAAAACAUGGAAAACCGAUUCUGCUGUGCCUUUUCUGGCGUUUUGUAUGGAGAUUGCAAGAGAUUGUAG
This is a messenger RNA of Cladocopium goreaui, 1260 nucleotides long. Lineage: Eukaryota; Dinophyceae; Suessiales; Symbiodiniaceae. The record is from the annotation of a GenBank genome assembly.